Messenger RNA from Arachis ipaensis, 858 nucleotides. RefSeq lists its product as uncharacterized. Lineage: Eukaryota; Viridiplantae; Streptophyta; Magnoliopsida; Fabales; Fabaceae. The record is from RefSeq and is a predicted model, not a curated record.
AUGAGACUCUCUGUAGGGACGACUGCUUCAGAUCAAGAUGAGACAGAGCAAUUUGAUGAGUGGUUAUUGAAAGUUUGUGAUGGUCUAACAUGUGACAAUAUGGAUGGUGAAUCUGAGAUAUGUCGUCAAGGAGAUAUUGUUACUCCUUCUUCGGACCAGGCAUUUGAUGAGUUGGUUCAUUUUUCUUAUCCAAAUAUUUUAGAUAACAUGUCCUCAAAGGAUUUUUUCAAAGCAAGAACUAUUGUGGCUCCCACGCUGGACAUCAUUGAAGAGGUCAACAACCAUCUGAUGACUAUCAUUCCUGGAGGAAAAAAAUUAUAUCUUAGUUCGGAUUCGAUUUGUAUGGAUAAAAGGAAUAUGGAGAGUCAACUAGAUCUCUAUGAUCCUAAAUUAUUGAAUAGCAUAAAUUACUCUGAUUUGCCUCCACAUAAAUUAAUACUCAAGGUUGGUGAUCCGGUGAUGUUACUGAGGAAUAUUGACCAAUCCAGUGGUCUUUGUAAUGGUACAAGGCUACAAGUUAGGAAGCUUGGAAAUCAUGUCAUAGAAUGUGAAGUCUUAACGGAUAACAAUGUUGGUCAUAUUACUUUGACUUCAAGAAUGAAUAUGGUACCAACAAAUGAAACCGUCCCAGUUAGAUUCCAACAAAGACAGUUUUCCAUAAUAGUAUCGUUUGCCAUGACAAUUAAUAAGUCUCAGAGAAGUUUAAAAGUUUUUACACAUAGUCAACUAUAUGUGGCACUUUCAAGAGUUAAGAGUAAGAGAAGUUUAAAAGUUUUACUUAUGAAUCACGUAGGAAUGUCUGCAAAUUCAACCAUCAAUGUUGUUUAUAGAGAAGUAUUUGAAAAAAUAGAAUUCUAA